AUGUCCUACCCGACUCUGCCUGCCAACUUCGCGCCCCCGACGCCUCAAAGGCCACUUCCUGGGGCAUACUUGCAGACCCCAGCUGUCGCUCGUCAUGGAUCAUUCCAAUCGCCUACGCAACAGCCUCAACACCAACAGCAACAGCAAAAGCUACCGACGCCGCAACAGCCACAGCCACAAGGCAUCGCGUCCCAAUCUCCGCUCAUGCCUAGGAUGCCUCCGGCGGCCUCGCAGACUCAAAAUCUGACAUUGAGCACCGAGGAACGGGGAGCGCGCACCAUCAAUGAGACCCUUCUUAAGGAAUCGCGGUAUCCCGACCUUGACAGCUAUCUGUCUCAGGGCUUCUCCUCCGAGUAUGACAUUCCCGUGUCCCAAUCAUGGGCUCCCUUCCAAAAAGUCAAAAUGUACAAUAUCCCCGACCAAAUCUUCGAUCAGUACAAUCGCGCUCAGGUGUCGACGAGCAUGGGUCUUUUCGCCGAGUUGAACCACGCGUGGGUGGCGAUCGAUAAUGCACUGUACCUCUGGGAUUUCACACACCCGAGUCCGCAAUUGGUUGGCUUCGAGGAUCAGCCAAACAGCAUCAAUGCGGUCAAGUUGGUGAAGCCGCGUGCGGGAGUGUUCUUGCCUGCCAUCACCCAUCUGCUUGUUGUGGCUACGACUGCAGAGGUCAUCUUGCUGGGCAUGGGUGUGGAAUCGACACCCAAUGGAUCGAAGCAGGUUACUCUUUACCAGACCGGAAUGUCGGUAUCUAUUCGCGGACUCGAUAUUAAUGUAUUUGCUUCGUCCGAUGCUACCGGCCGCAUUUUCUUUGGUGGAUUGUCCGACAAUGAUGUUUAUGAACUUACAUACCAACAAGAGGAAGGAUGGUUCCAGAAUCGAUGCCGCAAGAUUAACCACACUAGCUCAAGGCUAUCCGCGUUUGCCCCGUCUCUGAGCAUUUCUAACCUCGCCGCCUUGUCUCAAAAGAUUUCGGAAUAUGUGGAGCAGAUGGUGAUUGACGACAGUCGAAGACUUCUCUACACUUUGUCGUCCACCUCAACCAUCCGGGUCUUCCAUAUGAAGGACGAUGGCGCCAUCUCUCUUGCAAUCACCAAAGCAGCAUUGGACAUCUACUCCAACAUUGGACAUAUCAUCGCAUCUAACGAGACUUUGAACCCGAAAGUGAAGAUUGUUUCUAUCAGUCCUGUCCCCGCCGCGGAGGCAUCUCGAUAUCACCUGGUGGCCACCACCGCUACGGGUUAUCGGAUCUACCUCAGUGCUACCAAUGCUUAUAGUUGGGCUCCCGCAUCCAACGGCAGCAAUGCUCCCACGAGCAUGCAGGCCCAGCAUGUCAAGACGCCCCCCGUUGACAACACAGCUGCAUUCGCCGCUGUGUCAGCCCCUACCGAGUACGGAGUGUCUCGACUAAACGCUGCCGUCACUAAGUUCCCCAUCCAGUCUUUGUCCCCGACACACACCACCCAGAGAAUGGACACAUUGUUCAUUUCUUCGCCCGACCCCGGUCGCCUCAACUACCAGCCGGAGAGUGUGAACAUUGCCAAGACCGCCGAAUCAGCGGUUUGGUUGAACCUGGGUGGACGAGCGGAGGAUAUAGGCUUGUGUUCCAGUACACCCCUCGGAAUUUCCGGAGGUGGCUUUAGAAACGAGUUGGCUGUUCAGUUUGACCAGGGAGCGGCUGAGAUUGCAAUCCUGACCAACAGUGGCAUCCAUGUCAUCCGUCGACGACGUCUGGUCGAUGUCUUUGCUGCGUUGGCACGCAGUCGUGGUACUGCUGAUGGCGAAGUAGGCCUCGAGCAGGAAGUGGUCAACUUUAUCAAGGCCUACGGCCGCAAUGAGACAGUGGCCACCGCCCUCGCCGUGGCUUGUGGCCAGGGUGUGGAAGUUUCCCCUGAUCAACGGCUAACUCCGAUUAAUGACCCGGACGUUUUGGAGUUUGCCCGCAGGGUCUUUAUUGAGCAAGGCGGCCGGCCAGUACCUGAUGAAAAUACCGUUCAGGACAACAUUACCCCCGCUAUUGAUACGAUCCACCUUUCUCCCCGUCACGACGGCAUUGCCUUGUAUAUCUCGCGUCUGCUGCGGUCGAUCUGGAAGAUGAGCAUCACCAAGGUUGGCAAGGGACCGAACGGUGCGACUUCUGUGUCUGCCUCGGUGAGCGCAGCCAAGCUGCGGACCAUCCAGCAUGAUCUAUCCUCUCUUCAAGAGUUCUUCAAGGUCAACAAGAGCUUUAUCGAGGGGUUGACCGGCCCGGAGGAGCUGGCUCGGGUGUCGAAUAAACAGCAAGAGACCGCCCUGCAAGCCGAGCACCGUGCUCUACAUUCACUCGUUCAGCUCGUGUCUCACACAAUUGAAGGUAUUUCCUUCGUGCUGGUGCUCUUCGACGAACGAGUGGACGAGAUCGUGGCUACCCUACCUGAAGAAUCGAAGGAGCGAUUCUUGAAGUUGACUUUUGAAGAACUCUUCAGCACGGCCAAGGGCCACGAUAUCGCCAAAGAGUUGGUCAAGGGCAUUGUCAACCGCAACAUUGCCAAGGGAUCCAACGUUGAGACCGUGGCGGAUGCUCUACGUCGCCGGUGUGGCAACUUCUGUAGUGCCGAGGAUGUGGUCAUCUUCAAGGCGCAAGAGCAGCUCAAGCGGGCAACUGAAGCUGGUGCUAACUCCGAGCUGGGUCGUAACUUGUUGAAUGAGAGUUUGCUUCUUUUCCAGCAGGUGGCUGAGGAUCUUCCUAUGGAUUACUUGGUCUCGGCUGUGGAUAACUUUAUUUCUAAUCAGUUCUUUGCUGGCGCUAUUUCACUCGCCCUCCACGUCGCUCAACGCUCCGACAAGGCAAACAUGGCCCUUUCCUGGAUCAUGGAAGGCCGCCCGGAACAGGUGAACUUUCCCUCCCAAAACGGCUUCCCCCUGUCUGGCCAUCAACACCCGCUCAUAUUUACCCAGGACCCUCGCAAGCAAUAUUUCCUCUUCCGCAAACAAUGCUACGACCUCGUAUCUAAAGUCAUCGUCGCCGUGGACACCCAAGCUGCUUCUGAUCCUCAUGUCAUUGACGGUCAAUUGACUGUGAUUGCCAAGCGACAGAAUGAGGCAUACGGCGUCAUUACUGACUCCUCCGAUGAGGUAUUUUUGACCAGUCUGUACGACUGGUACUUGGAGCAGGGCUGGAGCGAGCGACUCCUCCAGACCCAGUCAGCGUUUGUCGUCAGCUAUCUGCAGCGCAAGUCUAAUGAUGAUAUUGCCCACGCCGAUCUCCUCUGGCAAUACUACGCCCAGUCUCAGCGGUUCUUCGAGGCCGCCGAGGUUCAAUUCCAAUUGGCUGGGAGCUCGUUUGCACUACCGCUCAGUCGACGCAUCGAGUAUCUGGGCCGUGCUCGCGCUAACUGCUCCACAUUAACCCGCGAUGUCGGCCGUCAGGAACGCCAGCGUCUGCUACAGGAAAUCUCAAACCUCAUCGACGUGGCCAACAUUCAGGAUGACCUUCUACAGCGCCUGAAGGAUGACGAACGCAUCGCCCCCGAGCGUAAGACUGAGGUUCUCCGGGACGUAGAUGGCCCAGUUCUGGAUAUCAGCACGCUCUUCAACGUCUACGCGGACCCGGCGGGCUACAAUGACAUCUGCCUGCAGAUAUUCUACAUCGGCGAUUACCGGAAUGCGGCAGAUAUCAAGUCAACCUGGCAGAAUUUGAUCCAGGAAGUGCACCAGCGGACAGUGGAUCGCGGCACACCGCAGCCCUUUGAGGCGGUGGUUGAAAAGGUGCGAAGCCUUGGCAGUCGACUACGGAUGUCGGAGUCGGUCUUCCCCGUCCGAGAGCUCCUCCCCAUGCUUGAACGGUAUUCGCUAGAGUUCCAACGCAAUGUUCGCGCGACCUACUGGGUGGUCGAUCUGUUCCUGGAUCUGGGUGUGGCCCACGACUCGCUCUUCACCGUUCUGGAGGCGAUGUUCUAUACCGACGAGGCGCCCUUCCACGGGUCCAACCGCCGGUACAUUGCCAAGGAUUUGCUGUAUCUUCUGGAGGGAUGGUUCCGGGAAAGUGCCCGGCUGGGUGGCAUAGUCUUUGGAGGAGACGGCCAAGCCGAGCGAGUUUCGGAGAUUUUGUUGAUGAUCAUGCAGGCCGGCACUGCGACGACGCCGGAGAUUACGGAGCGUUGCCAGGAAUUGCGGCAACGCAUUGAGGAUUUGCUACGGUGA
Messenger RNA from Penicillium daleae, 4179 nucleotides. RefSeq names its product putative non-repetitive nucleoporin. The transcript is spliced from 5 exons. The record is from RefSeq and is a predicted model, not a curated record. Gene Ontology annotation, molecular function: structural constituent of nuclear pore. Lineage: Eukaryota; Fungi; Ascomycota; Eurotiomycetes; Eurotiales; Aspergillaceae. The coding region runs from base 1 to 4179 and encodes 1392 amino acids. Gene Ontology annotation, biological process: RNA export from nucleus; transcription-dependent tethering of RNA polymerase II gene DNA at nuclear periphery; protein import into nucleus. Gene Ontology annotation, cellular component: nuclear pore; nuclear pore inner ring.